AUGAUAGGAAAUGAAUCACCUCUUUUUACUGGAAAAGCUGGAGAAGAUCCAUCAGAUUGGAUUUUAGAAUUUAAGAGAUUUGUAAUUGCAUCUCGAAUAAAUAUUAUAGCUGGUGCAGGAGAAGUUGCUGGUAGAGCAGAAGCAUAUAAUUUAGGUAUAUCAUAUAUAGUUGGUGAAGCAAAAACCUGGUAUGAAAACGAGAUCAAAAGUAGAAACUGGCAAUGUGAUAAUAUUCUUGAUGGUACUGGUAUGAACAAUUUAAAUGCAAUUCAAGCAUUAAAUAAUGACGCUUUAACAG
Messenger RNA from Ambispora gerdemannii, 298 nucleotides. The record is from the annotation of a GenBank genome assembly. NCBI's taxonomy places the organism in Eukaryota, Fungi, Glomeromycota, Glomeromycetes, Archaeosporales, Ambisporaceae.